This is a messenger RNA of Phycomyces blakesleeanus NRRL 1555(-), 798 nucleotides long. RefSeq lists its product as hypothetical. Lineage: Eukaryota; Fungi; Mucoromycota; Mucoromycetes; Mucorales; Phycomycetaceae. Gene Ontology annotation, cellular component: cytoplasm; nucleus. Gene Ontology annotation, biological process: microtubule-based process. The record is from RefSeq and is a predicted model, not a curated record. Bases 1 to 798 code for a protein of 265 amino acids. The transcript has 6 exons.
AUGCCAGCAGUUGAACCUGAUCAAGACGGAUUUGUUGUUGUCGAAAAGGCUUUUAAGUACAAGGCAACAGAUCGCAAAAAGAAAGGAAGAGGAAAACGGAAUGAGAAGAACAAGCAUGUGUUUAAGGACUAUGACGAUUGGACUAUUGAUGACAUCAAGUCCACUCUUACUCAGCGAAAAGAAACAUUGAUUGAGAAUAUAUUUGAUGAACAUCUUGUUCCAACUGGUCCUCAUGACAUUAUCUGUUAUGGCAUUGGAUCUAUGCAAAAAUCAAAAAAUGCGCAAUAUCAAUUUGAAUUGGCACUCUUGAUCCGUGAAUUGUUAAAGAUUCCAGGAAAGAUGUACAUUUAUGAUCCAGUCAUGACAGAUCUUGAUAAAAAGGUCUGCAACGAACAGGAAAUUGAAAUUAUUGAAGAAAAUGAAGAAGGCAAGCGAGUUGUAACCAAGCCUACUCUGUUUUACAUGCCUCAUUGUGGAAGAGGCCUUUACAGCAAUACCUUGAGUGUAAAUUGGAACCAAGAGAAUCUACAGAACAUUACACUUAUCGGAAAUAGAUUCGAUAUGUACGUUGGAAGUCAAUUGGAUAGAGACUUGAAGAGAGAAUGUCCUUACCUUAUCCCAGCGGUUGAGAUCAUCGAGACUAUAUCAUUUCCAAAAGAAUUCGACAACAAUCAGAUCUUUAACGAUCUCUCGAUACAGAAAUUUAUUAACACAAAGAUGUCUGCAAAAGAUAAGAAGUUUUGGGAUCCUAUACCCAUCAGUACUCCAAAAUCUGAUAGCGACACGAUACAAGAAUAG